This is a messenger RNA of Hyalella azteca, 3232 nucleotides long. RefSeq names its product another transcription unit protein (gene Atu). Lineage: Eukaryota; Metazoa; Arthropoda; Malacostraca; Amphipoda; Hyalellidae. Bases 287 to 3007 code for a protein of 906 amino acids. Gene Ontology annotation, biological process: positive regulation of transcription elongation by RNA polymerase II; transcription elongation by RNA polymerase II. Gene Ontology annotation, molecular function: RNA polymerase II C-terminal domain phosphoserine binding. The transcript is spliced from 10 exons. Gene Ontology annotation, cellular component: Cdc73/Paf1 complex; nucleus. The record is from RefSeq and is a predicted model, not a curated record.
GUUCUUUAACCAAGGUUCUACUGUAUAUAUAUAGUAUGCAACUUUGAAGCCAUUUCAAAAGCCUUGUACAUAUUUCAUCACCCUAAAUUUUCAAUUUUUCUAGAAAAUAAAUUCAUGAUAAGAUUGAGUGUGUGAGUUUCAGAAUGUCUCUAUAGAGUUAAACAUUUAUUGAAUAAUGGCUUCAACUAUGACUUGUAUAUUUUGAUUCCUUUUAUAUAAUUUUUGCAAUAAAAGAUAAAAUUAACAUUGCAUUAGACAGAUUGUGAUUAACUUGAAAAUAUCCUUCAUGGCUGAGACAUAUGGAGCAGAGAACUCAAAUUCCAGUGGCAGCAGCACAGCUGGACACUCAUCUGCUCACAAUUCAAGAAGCCCAUCUCCAACAGGCAGCAGCUCUGAUGUAGGAAGUGCUAGAAGUGCUUCCCCCAGCAGCAUCAGGAGUGGUUCACCUGCUGGAAGUAAUAGGAGUGGUUCACCUGCUGGAAGUAAUCGGAGUGUCUCACCUGCUGGAAGUAAUCAGAGUGUCUCACCUGCUGGAAGUAAUAGGAGUGGUUCACCUGCUGGGAGUAAUAGGAGUGCCUCACCUGCUGGAAGUAAUAGGAGUGUCUCACCUGCUGGAAGUAAUAGGAGUGUCUCACCUGCUGGAAGUAAUCAGAGUGUCUCACCUGCUGGAAGUAAUAGGAGUGGUUCACCUGCUGGAAGUAAUAGGAGUGUCUCACCUGCUGGAAGAAAAAGGAGUGUCUCACCUGCUGGAAGUAAUAGGAGUGGUUCACUUGCUGGAAGUAAUAGGAGUGUCUCACCUGCUGGAAGUAAUAGGAGUGUCUCUCUAGAUGGCUGUAUUACUAAUGGGUCCCCUAGAAUGAACCAAAAAAAUGCUGAGCGCCUCAAGAAUCCGUCAGAAAAUGGAAGUCCAUCUCAACCGUCACCUGCCCCAAGUCAUGGAAGUCAUUUCUCAGCAAGUCAAUCACCUGCAGGCAGUCGAGCAAGCGGCUCACCUGCUGGCAGUCGAGCAAGCCACUCACCUGCUGGCAGUCGAGGAAGCGGCUCACCUGCUGGCAGUCGAGCAAGUCGUUCACCUGCUGGCAGUCGAGCAAGUCGUUCACCUGCUGGCAGUCGAGCAAGUCUUUCACCUGCUGACAGUCGAGCAAGUCGUUCACCUGCUGGCAGUCGAGCAAGUCGUUCACCUGCUGGCAGUCGAGCAAGUCGUUCACCUGCUGGCAGUCGAGCAAGUCGUUCACCUGCUGGCAGUCGAGCAAGCCGUUCACCUGCUGGCAGUCAAGCAAGCCGUUCACCCGCUGGCAGUCGAGCAAGCCAUUCACCUGCUGGAAGUCGAGCAAGUCGUUCACCUGCCAGCAGUCGAGCAAGCCGGUCACCUGCUGGCAGUCGAGCAAGCCGUUCACCUGCUGGCAGUCGAGCAAGCCGUUCACCCGCUGGCAGUCGAGCAAGCCGUUCACCUGCUGGCAGUCGAGCAAGCAUUUCACCUGCUGGCAGUAGAGCAAGCCGUUCGCCUGCUGGCAGUCGAGCAAGUCAGUCACCAGCAGGUAUUCAAAAAAGCCACUCACCUGCUGGUAGUGGGGCUAAUCAUUCUGCAUCCAAAGACCGGGCAUCAGCUGAAGCUGCAAAAAAACGAAAAGCAGGCACAUCUCCUUCACGAAAAAAAGCACGAUCAUCUGAUGCCAGUUCAGGUGCAGACAGCCCUUCUAUCACCUCAGGGAAGCGCAAAAGCCAUGAUCUCAGUGAUGAAGAUUCGGAUCCUACUACAGCAAAGAAAAUCCGCUCUCAAGCAGAUCAAGAAGUGAUAGCUGAAGAUUUAUUCGGCGAUGCUGACGACAUCUCUGACGCGGACGACGCUCAGUCGGAAGAAGAGAGCGUUUCCAGUAAAGCACCCGCGCCCCGGCGUGGCGUGAUGCUCAGUGAUGACGAGGAUGACGUGCGACGAGGUAGUGAUCUAGAGCGCGAUGUUAGGAGUCGCUCUCGCUCGCCUAAGCCCAGUGACUCCCAAGAUCAAGCAGAAGGCGGAGCAGCAGAGGAAGAAGAGGAAACCGUCGUUCCUGAAACCAAAAUCGAGGCUGAGAUCCCGAAGAUCAACACAGAUCUCGGUCGUCAGAUCCAUUUCGUGAAGCUUCCCAAUUUCCUCUCUGUGGAGCGCAGGCCAUUUGACCACGAGACGUAUGAGGACGAGAUAGACGAAGAAGAGACGCUCGAUGAGGAGGGUCGGGCGAGGCUGAAGCUCAAAGUCGAGAACACGAUUCGUUGGCGCCUGAAUUUCGACAGCGAAGGCAACGCGAUCAGAGAAAGCAACGCAAAGCUGGUGCGCUGGUCGGACGGAUCUCUGUCACUCCACCUUGGCUCCGAGAUCUUCGAUGUGUACAAACAGCCUCUGCAGGGUGACCACAACCACCUGUUCAUCAGGCAAGGCACAGGCUUGCAAGGACAAGCCGUGUUCAGAACGAAGCUGUCGUUCCGACCACACUCGACCGACAGCUUCACGCACAGGAAGAUCCUCUCAUCGUUGGCUGAGCGAUCCCUCAAGACCUCCGCCGUGAAGGUGCUCUCGCAGGUCAUCAAGGAUCCUGACACCAAACGCAACGAACUCUACAAGCGUGACGAAGACCGCUUGCGAGCGACCAUGCGGCGCGCCAGCAAGCAGAAGCGGGUGAAGGAACGCGCCCCUGCCAAGGGCCUCACCAAAGGAUAUCUGGAGGAAGAAGAGGAGGAGGAAGAGGAAGGCACCUUCUCCAUCAGCGCCAUCAAAAAGCAACAGAAGAAGAAGGCGAAAGAGCGCGCUUCGAUUUACUCAGACUCUGACACAGACGACUCGGACCUGGCGAGCAGUAAGCCUAAGAAGGGAGGCAAGCGACAAGCUCUGACCGACUCUUCAGAAGAUGAAGGCUCGGCAUCACCCAGCGGUUCAGAGGCUGGCGGAACAACUCCCAGAAAUAAGGGCAAGAAGAGUGGCUCUGAAAGUGGUAGUGAGGAUAAAUCCAACAACUCUGAUGAUAGUGACUAAGGGACAGACGAGUGGCAGAAAGGAUAGAUCCUAUGCCUCAUAGGAUAGUGAACGGAGUUUUCUUUUUCGUGGAUACAGAGCAAACUCAUCCUGUCCUAGAAUCAGUCGAAAAUGUUCAAGAAUCGAUUCACUUCUUGAAAAAUGUUUUCAUUUCUUCUGUUUCCCCGAGGAUAAAGAAACUUAGAUAUAAUAAAUAUUUGAUAACAAUAAAUCCAGUAAACAGAA